UUCGUCUCGUCGCCUCUCCGUCCGUUCGCCAGGCGACCUCCCCCAUCCUCUCUCUCUCUCUCUCUCUCUGUCGCUCCCCUCUCGCCGUCGCAUCCGCGAGGCAGCAUCAGGAGCAGCAGCAGCAGCAGCAGGAGGUCGCCAGUGCCGGGAUCUCUUCCCCGUUCCAUUAUCUCCCGUCGGACAGCUGCACCUCGUCCUUGCAUCAUCCUCCGUCGCCAAGGAAUUUGAAUACAUUUGAGAUGGAUAGGGCAUCAAAUUUCACUCCUGGUCCUUAUCAAGAACUCCUAGAUGCCAAACCACUAAGAUCGUUAGCUCCUAUGUUCCCUGCACCCAUGGGAGUCAAUGUUAAUCAGUCAAGCACCCCGCCGUUGGUAUGUGUCACUCCGGUUGGCCAAUUUCCUCUCGGUUUUGGUGCUGGAAACCUUCCUGCCUUUGGAUCAACUGUCACCUUCACUACCAUUGCAAAUGGGGUUUCUCGUGCAGGCACCAGUGCUAAUGGACCCAUUGAUGCCACCCCUAUCUCGGCAUAUAAGACCAGAGCAGGCAUUGUAUCACUUGACGAUGAAGACGAUUACUCGGGUAACCCUGGUUCAGGAUCGGGACGGAAGUCCAAGAGAUCAUCUGGUUCGGCUGCUGAUGGUUCAAAUGGAGUUAAGAUCAAGCGCCCUAAGCCAGUCUACAAAAAUUUUGUUGCUGGCAAGGAGCUUGCCUUUUUACCGCCUUCAUCCAGUGAUCCCAGGGAGGUUGUGGAAGCAGUCCACAUGACCUUUGAAGCACUUAGGCGUAGACAUCUGCAAUUGGAUGAAAUACAAGAGACUAGCAAACGUGCAGACCUGAAGGCUGGUGCCAUCAUGAUGGCAAGUAGUAUUAGGGCUAAUGUGGGAAAGAGGGUAGGAGUUGUUCCUGGAGUUGAAAUAGGUGAUAUUUUCUAUUUCAGGAUGGAACUUUGUAUCAUUGGGUUGCAUGCUCCUAGCAUGGGUGGCAUUGAUUAUAUGAGUGCUAAAUUUGGAAUCGAUGAGGAUUCUGUGGCAAUAUGUAUUGUUGCAGCAGGCGGCUAUGAGAAUGAGGAUGAUGACACAGAUACGCUGGUAUACAGUGGUUCAGGGGGUAAUAGUAGGAACACUGAGGAGAGGCAUGACCAAAAGCUUGAGAGGGGUAACCUUGCUCUGGAGAGGAGCCUGCACAGGAAGAACGAGAUAAGGGUUGUGCGGGGCUUCAGGGAUCCAUUUUGCCUGACUGGAAAAAUCUACAUAUAUGAUGGCCUCUAUAAGAUUCAGGAGUCCUGGAAGGAGAGAACAAAGUCUGGUAUCAAUUGCUUUAAGUACAAGCUGCUGCGUGAGCCUGGACAGCGUGAUGGGGCUGCAUUAUGGAAGCUGACUCAAGGAUGGAUAGACAAUCCAACAAGCAGAGGCAGGGUUAUACUACCUGACCUAUCAUCUGGUGCUGAAGCUCUCCCAGUUUGUCUUGUCAAUGAGGUAGACCAUGAGAAAGGACCUGGACAUUUCACCUAUGCCAGCCAAAUCAAAUACUUGAGGCCCCUGAGCUCUAUGAAACCCUUACAGGGUUGCGGAUGCCAGAGUGUUUGCCUGCCUGGUGAUCCUGGUUGUGCUUGUGGACAACAUAACGGAGGUGACUUACCUUACAGCUCAUCGGGACUUUUGGUGUGCCGCAAGCCGAUAAUUUAUGAAUGCAGUGAAGCUUGCCAUUGCUCUUUAAAUUGCCGGAACAGAGUGACCCAAAAAGGGGUCAGAUUCCACUUUGAGGUCUUCCGGACUGCAAGUCGAGGCUGGGGUCUUCGCUGCUGGGAUCCCAUUCGUGCUGGUGCAUUUAUUUGUGAGUAUACUGGUGAGGUCAUUGAUGAGCUCAAAGUUAAUUUGGAUGACAGUGAAGAUGAUUACAUUUUUCAGACUGUAUGUCCUGGUGAGAAGACAUUAAAAUGGAACUUUGGUGCUGAAUUGAUUGGUGAGGAGAGCACAUAUAUAUCGGCGGAUGAAUUUGAGCCACUGCCAAUCAAGAUUAGUGCAAAAAAGAUGGGAAAUGUUUCGCGUUUCAUGAACCAUAGUUGUUCUCCAAAUGUUUUCUGGCAGCCAGUUCAGUAUGAUCAUGGAGAUGACAGCCAUCCACAUAUUAUGUUCUUCGCACUGAAGCAUAUUCCUCCCAUGACAGAGCUGACUUAUGACUAUGGUGUUGCUGGAUCUGAAUCCUCAGGUUCUCGUAGAACUAAGAACUGCUUCUGUGGAUCAUCAAACUGUCGGGGAGUAUUUUAAUUGACAGAUGUAUCUCUGUUGUGUUGGAUCAACACACAAACCUACCUGCUAGAACUUCCUGCCUGUGCCCAGAUUUGAGCUCUGGCAUUAUUCCCUAAGAAUGACAAGAGACGAAGAUGGGUUUCAACAUGAACUGUGAAGACAGUAAAUUACCAUCGAUUUGAACUGCAUAGACAGUAAAUUAUGGCCAAUGUUUCUUUCUUGUAUUGAUGUCGCACUUGGUAGCUUGGUGGUCUCUGCACCACCUUUUGUCUGAUAUUUUGUGGGGGGCAUGUAUUGAUGUUGCUGCUGCAAAUCUUCUGUAUCGAUUUGCACUCAUCCUGUGUAGACUAGCGUCAGUUUUAACUGGAACUCUAGCAAUUAGGUUGUGACCUGUCAGAUGCAGUCAUGUACAAUGCGUUGGUUUAGGAUCAUCUUGCAUCUUCCGCUCGACUUCAUUUCCUCUUAUGGUAGAAUGCUGUUCGUUGAUCUAUGGGCUGUUUAGAU
This is a messenger RNA of Oryza brachyantha (malo sina), 2753 nucleotides long. RefSeq names its product histone-lysine N-methyltransferase, H3 lysine-9 specific SUVH1-like. Bases 240 to 2267 code for a protein of 675 amino acids. The record is from RefSeq and is a predicted model, not a curated record. The transcript has 3 exons. Lineage: Eukaryota; Viridiplantae; Streptophyta; Magnoliopsida; Poales; Poaceae. Gene Ontology annotation, cellular component: nucleus. Gene Ontology annotation, molecular function: histone methyltransferase activity; protein binding; zinc ion binding.